AUGAGCUCUUCGCCGGGCGCCUCGCCUCCAGGGCGGCUGGAGGGCGGCGGAGGCUCCUCACCAACGCCGAGUUCUCCAGUGCCCCGGACAAAGCAAGGUUCAUCUUCCUCUCUUCGCCACGGGAGACCGGACGACCCAAGCGCGUCGGGGAUGAGAAACGCACGGAAUGAGCGCCAACAUUCGCCCCACGGCCACAGAGAAGUUAUUGUGUGGGACGGCCCUGAGGCGCGAAGAUAUGAAGCCGAAGUGCUCGCUGUUCUUCACAGUUUUGAUAAGGCGAAGGAAUGGGCAGAUCUGAACAACUGCCUCCAGAAACUUCUGCGCGUGUUUUCUCCUCCAACGACUUCCUCUUUCGCGUUCUCUGCUGCGGCUCCACCCCCUUUCUUUCCCUUCAUUCCACACAAAGCCGUUGUGGCCAAGCGUCUAGCCCAGUGCCUCAACCCCCUUCUUCCUUCCGGUGUUCACACGCGGGCCCUCGAGACCUAUGCGGCCAUUUUCGAACGGAUUGGACCUGACGGUUUGUCCGGAGAUUUGGCCAUCUACAGCGCCGGCCUCCUCCCGUUCUUCCAAGAUGGAGCCACGCACGUCAAACCUCUGUUUCUCGAUCUCAUCAAUGCCUACUACUUGCCUCUCGGUCGACAGCUGAUUCCGUGUCUGUCGGGCUUGCUGGUCUCCGUGCUCCCUGGACUCGACGACGACAAAGCUCCAGUUUUUACCUACGUCUUAUCGACUGUUUGGCGCCUGCGGGAUUGCGUGGGAGAGCGCACCUUCGCGGCGGCGCUGUGGCUAGCUCUCCGGCGCGCCAGCCGCGUGCGGCUAGCUGCCCUCAGCGUCCUGAACCAGCUAAUCACGCCUUCACUGCCUGCUCUACUCGACGACAAGGAACGCAUUUCCGCGCUUCUGCCCGACAGAGAGGAGCUCGUCAUCGGCGCGCUCGAGGCCACCUUUGGAGAUCCAAGUCCUCUCGUCAAGCGCCAGCUGCUAGACGUGCUGAUCAAGGACUUCCCCUUCGACCGGCCCCUGCUGACUCGAAGGGAGACGGUUCGCCUCCUCCGCGCUGCCUUGCGCGUGCUGCCGCUGCGCGAAUGGUCGCUGACUCGGCGAUUCAUUCAGUGGAUAACGACGCACCCCGAUGGAAUCCUCGACGUCAUCGACUUGUCUUUCCUCUCGAAGCACGUGAAGGGCCCUCUGAUUGAAACGUUCAAACUGGAGCUGGAGAGUCACCCAAGCUCGACAAAGGAGGCGACCUAUCCUCUCAAAAGUCUCUCGAUUUUGAUUGUGGACAACGAGGACCUCGACGGGAUUGCACAGGAGCUCAUGCCUUCCCUCACAGUUCCCCUUCUGCGCUACUUGUUGAGAGAGUCGGCGAACCCCACGUGGGGAACGAGCGUCCUCCAGGAGUCUCAGCAGCUCUUCCACGCGAAGCUGACUCAGCCGGACUGGGCGUGGGCUGCUCUCGGCCUCGAGAUGCAACGCAUGCUCUCUUCGAUUGCGCCGGGCUCCUCGAGCUUCUCCUCUGUGCUCUCGCGCGCCGACGCGGCGGAAGGCUGCGUCGAGGUUCUGCUGCUCGCUUCGCUCUACUUGAGCCGCGCCGAGGGCUCCACGCUCCCGCCCGAGGAGGCGUCUGCGGCUGUGGAGCACGGCCAGCCGGGCGCCGCGGCGGGGAGAGACGAGGCGCCCGCCCGAGCAGAAGCCGCGCCAGCGCGCGGCGGAGGGGCAGACCUCCUGGGCGCAGAGGGGACAGGCGAGAGGCGGAGCGAGGCGGCGACGCUCGGACUGGUCGAUCCGAGGGAGGCGCGGAGUGCGCACGACGAGGAGGACCGAGAGAACCCGCUGAAGCCAAGUCGGAGUGUGAUGGGAGUCGAAGGACUGUGCGGCAUGCUUUCGCUUCUUAGCGACAUUCUUGAGGGGCUGCACGUGCUAGCCCCGACGUUUGACUCGACGCCGAUGACAGACGGGCUCCUGCAGACUUCGCGCGACUGUCUCCUGCGCGUGGAAGAAGCUCUCCACGUUCACCGCCUUCGACGGCCGCGUAGGCAGACCUCGGCGCUUCUGACUCUGCGACGGCUCUCCGCGGUCUCGAACGCCUCAGCAUCUCCCGCGGUCGGUCCUCCCGGCGACCUCGCGGAAGGCGAAGACCUGCUCGUGAUCGCGCAUGCGGGCGCCGCCAGCGGCGCGGCCUCCGCAGCCAGCGGCUGGGCGUCCGCCGCCUCAAGUCCUCGUCGCGGCCCUUCGUCUCUGCCUGCUUCGCGGCUGGAGACGGGCAGCGAGCAGGGCGACGCUUGCGCCUCAGGCGAGCCCGCGGCGCAUGCGCACGUGAGAGAGACGCCGGCCGGCCCUGCGGCGGCCUCCGCGACGGCCGCGUCGGUGCUGUCCUCCUCGCCUCUUUCGCCAGCGGGGUCGCGGAAGGGCAGCAGCGGCUGCGCGACCGAUGGCCUUCUCUCCACGCGCGAGGUGAAUCUGGAGCGGAAGAAAAAACGCUUCCUCUGCGCCGUCCAGGGCUUCCUCGCCUACACCGAGGCGCUGUGGAUCGGGAUCAGGGCCAACGCGGACAGCGUGGAGCCUCGAAUCCUCGCGACGCUCGACCUCCUCAGCGACCUACAGGUCACUUUGUAUCGCAUGCACACCGACUUGCUAGCGGAGUUCGAGGGCGGCGAGACGCUGGGGACGCCGCCGAGCUCGGGAGCCGAGGCCGAAGACGCCGCACGACGCCUCGCGCGCAGCGGGCGCGCGGCAGCUGCGGCUGCGGCUGCGGAUGGGGCUGCGGCGGACGAAGAGAGCAGUGAAGGCAGAUCAGAAGGCUGUUUUUCUUCUCCAUGGCCAGGCGGGUGCCUGCCGACGUGGUUCUGUGCGUUGCUGGAGUGCAGCCAAGUGCGUCCCCUGCCCGUGGCCUGUCGGGCUCUCCAGAGCUUCCUGCAUCUGUUCAACGCCUUCUCGCCGGCGCGGCGGCGGUUCAUCGUUCUGAACACCUCGCACUGCGACGAAGCGGCAGUGCGACUGUGGGAGGCACUCGCGGUCCGAGGCCUCGACGGCGAGCCGCGCGGCGUCCGCGCGCCGAGCGCAGUCGCGGAUCUUCUGUUGCAGCUGGAGGCAAGUUGCUGCCCGGAGAAGGAAGACGUCGUUCAGGCCGUGCUUCUGCGCGCGCUCCAGGCGCCGAAUCCGCAGACGCGGUGCGAGGCCAUCGAGCGGUUUUCGCUCCUCUGGCGCUGCGCCCACCUGCAGCGACGCGCAGUGCAGCAGCCGCUCUACGCGCUCCCGACGCUCGUCGUUCUCCGCGCGCUUGAGGAAACCGAGCCGCGGAUUCGGCACGCCGCCAGGGCCUUCCUCCGCCAAGCGGUUCAUCACCUUCCCCACGUCCUCGACCCGAUUUUCGAGCUGCUGCUUCACGUGGACGCCCCUCCCGCGGCCCCCGGCGAGCUGCCUGACGAAGGAGGCGGCGAGCCGUCUUCCGUCUCGUCGCCCCUGACGCUCUGCAGGCCGCCACCCGCCGGGCAGGAGGUUGCCUCGCGGCUUUCAUCGCCUCUGCACCUGCAGUGCGCGUCGCCAGCGGCAGCCCAACCCCCGUCGGCGCGCCUCGUGCCGCUGCAUGCGUCGUCUUCCCCGUGUCUGCCGGCGUCGGCGUUCGUCGCGCGGGCUCUGCCGGUCGCGGCCUCGUCGCCGUGCCUGCCGGCGCCGAGUUCGUUCUCGCCUCCGGCGCCCUCGUCGGUAUGCCCCGCCGCGGAGCGCACACUCGACGCGCUGCGGCUCCUGAGCAGCAUGCUGCAGUGCGAAGGCCAGCUGCUGACCGAGCGCAUGCAGAGCUUCUUGGUCGCUGAACCGCUUCAGGUGCGCAACGCACUCCACAGUGCGCUGCUGGCGGACGCUGCGCGCCCUCUGGAGUCGCAGCCCGGCGGCGGCAGCCGCAAGCCAACGCCCGCCGCGGAGGAGGGAGACGACUCUCGGGGGGGCCCGGAGCGGACGCCGGCGGGCGCCUACGGCGACUGCGUCACGGUAGACUACGUCGACUUGUUCAGCGUCGUCGCGCUUCGCUUCCUCCGCCUCACGCAUCCGCCGAGCUGCGCGCAUGAUGCGCUGCUUCCCGGUUCGACUGCCUCGUCGCUCAGCCCCGGGUCGCUCCCGCACGGAGCGUCGCCGCUGGAGGAUUUGGGCCACGCGUCCGCCCCCGGGGAGGCCGCGGGCCGCUCGCCCUCGCCGUCGCCCUCCGUCGUGGCCUCUGGGCGCGCGGCGUUGGCCUGCGCGGCGGGCGGUGCCUCGUCGGCGUUCGCGGCGGUUCGCGGCGCGGCUGUGGAGUUGCUGCACCUGUUCAUCUCCUCGAUUCACCCUGUGAGCCGUGCGAAGGAGGUAGCGUGUCUGGUGACGGUGCCGCUGGUCGCCGCGCUCCACGAGGCGGUUCACAACGCGGACGCGGCGAUGCAAUCGCAGCUGCUGAGGCUGCUGCGCGUCGUCAUGCUGCAAUCGACGUCUCCGGGUCCCUCCUGCUCGCCCUCGGCGCGCUACUUACUCGCGCACUCGCAGCUGCAGCUGCAGCAGAACCUCGCGCUGCAGCAGCAGCUGCAGCAGCUCGCGCUCUUCCCCGCCGCGGACGCCCUCGGCGGGCGCGCCCCCCGCCCCGUGCAGCCGCUCGGCGGCGCGGCCGCGGCGCCCUUCCCGCUCUUCGCCGCCGCGGUAGAGGCGAAGAAGGCGACGCUGCUGCCGCAGCUCCGCGCCCUGCCCGAACAGGCCGCGGCCUUCCUGCCUGUGCUUCUCCGCAGCAUGGAUCUCUGCGCGGGAGGUGAGGUUCGCGCCGACAGACUCAGCCCCGAGGAGCGAAACUCCGGCGAGGCUGCGCUGCGGCCCUCCGGCGCCGGCGACAACAACGUUGAACAAUCCGUCGACCUCGCCACUCUGUAUCUCAAAUACCUGGGCGCUGCGCAGCUGGCGGAGGCGUCCUACACGCUGAUUCACUUUUUCUGCUCCCAGAUCAUGUUUGCGGUGCGACCGGCGCCCUCUGUCUUCUCGUCUCACGUCUCCUCUUCUGCGCCUGCUCUCACGUCUUCUUCGUCUUCGUGGCACCUCCGCAUUUCGUCCUCGUCUCUCUCUGUCCUGCCUGGGCCUCGUGCGGCAACCUUCGCGUCGCUGCCCUACACGCCGCUUCUCGCGUCUUCUCCGUCGUGCUCGUCCUCCUCUCUCUCCUCGCCCUCUCUCUCUUCGCUGGGUGCCAAGGAGGCGCCCGCCGAGCGCCGGAGGCGCCGCGACGAGGCCUGCGACGGCAGCGGCGCGCGGCCGCCGUGCGUGGCUCUUCCGGCCUCGCUUCUUUUUCUGGACGGUCUGUCGCAGGUGCUGCAGUUCCUCGUGGAGAAGGCGAGCGCCUCGUCGCUGGAGGCGGAGGACAGCGCGCAGGCGCCGGGAGGGCCGUUUUCACCCUUCUUCGAUUUGUUCGCGUGGAGCGGCGGCGGCGGCGGCGCGGGCUCGUCGCGCCUGAGCGGCGAGAGCGGGGUGUGCCGACUCGAAGACCGGCUGGCUCACGUGACCGCGCUGCUGCCGACGAUCGUCUUCUCCUGCGUGGCGGCCGUCUCCGCCACGCUGCCGCGCCUCGAGCCUGCCGCGCGAGGGCGCAGAGCACCCUCGCGCGUGGAGGGCGGACGCGCACGACGGAGACACUCCACCACGCGCGAGAGCAAGAAGGCGGCGGGCGACGAGGAACCGGCGCCGCGCGACGCUGAGGCUCAAGCCGAGGUCGAGCCGCGCCGCGAGGGAGGACGCGCGAGGUUCGGAGGGCGCGAGGCGGCGGGCAGAAGACGCGCAGACGAGAUGCGCGAAGAGGACGCAGAUCGACAGGUGGCAGACCUCGACGCGAAACGCAACGAAGAAGCCGUGCGAAUGAAAGUCACCGCCGUCAUGGAGACUCUCUUCACAGCGUUUCCACGGCACUUCGUUCAAAGCUGCCUGGCGGUGUGGGCGCUGGGGCUGAACGAGGAGGGCGACAAGCUGGUCGCGCUUCUCUUCAUUCUCAAACAAUGCCGCAACACAGUCCUUACGGGCUUGCUGCCGCCGCUCAUUGCCGUCUUUUCUGAGUCGCUGCGAGGCUCGCCGGCGGCGACUCAUCCUCUGGGUGUCCCUCCGCGGCCUCCUAACUUUGCGUCGCUGUCUCCAGCGGCCUCGUUCGCUUCGUUCGCACUGGCGCGAGGCAGUGACAAGGAGGGCGGCCUUCCGCGGCUGCUGUACGCGUCGCCGGCCUUUUCUUCGUCUUCCUUCUCCUCGUCCUUCGCCUCAUCGUUUCUGUCGCCGCCGUUUGCGGACGUGCGCCUCACGCGGCAGCGCGAGUCGGUUUUUCUGCACUUCGUCUAUUCGCUUGUCGUCUCUGCGUACCCGCCACUAAGUGUCCAGCGGCGCCUGCAGACGCUCCCCGCGGCGGCGUCCUCAGUCGCCGCGGCGGGCGCGAAGAAAGACGCUCUCGCCUCGUCGGCAACAGACUAUCUUCGGCUGAAGACACCCCCCUCUGCCGUGGAGUCGCCCGCUCAUACGCCGCGGGCGGCUCUACCCUCUCGCCCCCCGGCGCCCUCCGCGGCCGCAGGCAGGGCGGACGCCGAGCCGGGUGGCGAGGCGGGCGCGCUGCACUUCGGCGAGGCGGCCGCCGCGGCGGCAGCGCCCCUCUACAGUCUGAAGGUCGCCGACGUGUCGCUGCUGCCGCCGUCGCCGUUCCCCGCCCUCGGCGCCGUCUCUGUGCAGGACGAAGUGGAGGCGGUGUGGCGCGGCCUGCUGCAGUUGGUGUCGGCGUUCGUCGCGCAUCCGCGGCAGCCGGUCUCGGUGCUGUGGCUCCUCUCGCUGCUGCUUGCGCUAGAUCGCGUCAAGGCUGCGAAGGAGGCUACGAUGGCCUCGAAGAAGACGCGGAAAGAGCUGCAGGAACUCUUCCGCUUCGCGAUCUUCAUCGCCGCGCGGCAGUUCGGCGCGCGCGUCGCCUCCGCCAGCGGGAACGUCUUCGAUGUCCUCUCGCCGCUUCCCCCCACGGCGGAUAUCGUCAACCAGGCGGUGACGCUCACGCAGACGCCCUCAAGCGGGCUCACACCUGCCGGCGCGCCUUCCAGCCACGGCGGCGCCGAGCGCGAAGCGGACGGCUGGGAGGUCGAGAGGCUCCGGCGCGCCUCAGAGCAGCAGGGGCUUCGCAGUCGACCGUCGCUCGCCUCUCCGCCCUGCCUCAUGACGAUCAACAAAAUUUUGAUUGAAAAGCAACUCGUGGCUGCGCUCGUUCCCACCGACGCCGUGGAAGUCGCCGCCCACCACGCUCUCGCUGUCAUUCUCAUGUUCCUUGUCGAGGUCGGCGAAAUCAAUCGCCGAAGCCCCAUGACAGCACUCUUCCUCCAAGUUUUGUGCGACGACUUCCCGGUUUACGUGCUGCCUGCGCUUCACAACCAGUCGCCUCAGGGUUUUUCUUAUCGCUAUCUGAUUCUCUGCGUGCUGAGGUAUUUCCCAACGCGCCUGUUUCCCGCGGGGCUCUCGAUGAUGAAGAAGGCGUUGCUCGAGAACUUGCCUCUUCUCUCUUUCUUCUCCAUUGAUCGGCGCACCCUGCGCAGCUGGGAACGCAUCGGCGCGCGCGUCGUCAGCAGCGACCCCCAGAAACUCGAUGUCCUGCUUCCCUCGCCUCAUGCAGGAGUUUUUGCUUCCAAGGAAAGCGACUUGUCGCACCGCCUGCGGUACCUGAAGCGCCUCGCGUUUCUGCUUCUCUGCAGCAGCAAAGACGUCUUCCAGCCUCAGCUGGCGGUUGUCCUCGAGAAGCUGACAGAGGCGUUGAAACUGAACGCAGCGAACCAGGCUCCAGGGCUGACAGAACAGGUCUUCUUGUGUAUUCGCGUGCUUCUGCUUCGCCUGUCGUCCUCCGCGCUGACGCCUGUGUGGCCUAUAGUGCUGACGGAGUUGAUCAAAGUCUUCUCCUCUGCGACGUCCGCGGCGACUUCGCCUCGAUCUCCGCCUGCGUCCGCGCUGCCCGCGUCCCCGUGUUCUUCUUCCAGCUUCGUCCAGGCGCCCGCGAGCGCGCCGUCGCUCUCGCUGCUUCUCGCCGCGCUGAAAGUCGUCGAUCUCGCGGCGCUUCUUGACCUGCCCGAGUUUCGGCUGUAUCAGUGGAUGUUUGUCGAGGAGCACCUGUUUUCGAAUCAGCUCGGCGCGCCCGCAGACGCGGCUGCAGCUGGAGCGGCCCUUGAGAAAAACGAACAAGAGACAGCGGAAAAAGCAGGCGCGCAGGACGGCGCCGGUGCAGCAGCGUCGGGUGUCUCUUCGCGCGUAGGGGAGAAGAAGAGCGGAGAAAGGGCGGAGGCCGCAGACACGCCGCAGGGCGAGCGCGAGAGCGAGGCGCCGGAAGCAGAGGGCGCGCAGAAGCGCGUCGAACAGACAGAGGAAGGAGGAGAGGACGUGGAUGCGUCAGCAGAAGGCCAGACGCGCGGCGAAGAGCCGGGAGUGGGCACGGAGCUCGAGGGCGCGCAGGCGGUCGAAGCAGAUCAGGCGGCGGCGGACACGAACGAGGUAGACGAGGCUGCGAGCGACAAGGAAGGCGCCGAGCCCGAAGAGCGGGACGACUUGAUGAUGUUCACCCCGUUCAGCGCGCUUCUGGCGCAGUGGGACGGCGGCCGCGCCAUCGCCGCGCAGCCUUCAAGCUCUGUCAGCUCGUCUGCUUCGGUCUGCGGCGCCGAGAGCGCCGCGAAGGGAGCAGCUCGCCAGCCUGAGGAGGCUGCGCACGCCGGAGGCGCGUCCGUGGGAGACAAAGGGCCUCGAGAACGCGAAAAACGGGAGGACGAGGCGCUGCGAUGCGAAGGGGACGGCGUGUCUCUCUCCGAGGAGACGCGCGCGGGUCGCCAGAGACCUGCAGAACAACUGGCGAGGGCCGCGCGCGAGCUCAACACAGCUUCCGUGUCGGGAACGCUGCUGCGCACCGAGCUGGACGAGUCUCUCGUGGAAAGGUCCAUUGAGAACGACUUGUUGGAAGUCUCCGACGACCUGCUCGACCUCUGGGCAGAUAUGGACUGCCCGAGCCUGCUUGCGCACCUGUGGGAGCUCUACAGUUGCGGAUUUGACAUGCUGCUGCCUGCGGCACCCGCUAUGUCUCCUUCGGGGGGCCUGUCCAGCGCGGGCACCCUCUAA
Messenger RNA from Besnoitia besnoiti, 9108 nucleotides. RefSeq lists its product as uncharacterized. The record is from RefSeq and is a predicted model, not a curated record. Gene Ontology annotation, biological process: Golgi to endosome transport. NCBI's taxonomy places the organism in Eukaryota, Apicomplexa, Conoidasida, Eucoccidiorida, Sarcocystidae. The coding region runs from base 1 to 9108 and encodes 3035 amino acids. Gene Ontology annotation, cellular component: trans-Golgi network; endosome. The transcript has 17 exons.